AUUCGGCCGUUUACGAGCGUGUAUCUUGCUGGACGACGAGGAAGAGCUUGUUUUCGCUGUCAACAUCAUGCCUACAAGCACAGAUCCUCUGACGAUGUUGCCCAUUAUCGACGGAUUUCACAAGAAUGAAGAUGCCCGGGAUGGGGGUUACGGACGACUCACGCUUGUCUAUGGGGCAUCAUGUGUGGGAAAGGCAGAGGUAUCACUGUUUGACGAUACUCCGGACCGAAGGCUCGUUGUUCAUGUGGAUGGACUCUGACGUCAAAGCUGGUCAAAGCUGUCGAGUGUGGAUGUCGCGUCAUUUACAUGCGCUCAGUACAUUAGAAAGAUGCGCUCAGCACAUCACCGGUCUGAAAGUUUCUCUGGUACGCCUUCUUGCUCCGUACCACUCUCCUCUCAUCGUUUCAUUCGAGCUUGAGCCGCAACCCGUUGGAAACUCUGCUUGCAUCCACUUGAUUGUUCGCCAUCGUUGUGUGGCAGUCAUGAUCGGCAGAAAGUCUCUUUUUGGAAAGUCAUCGUUAACCCAUCAACCUUUCCGAACACCCACACAGUUACCCUCGACCGGCGAUCGACCGAGCACCCCUAGAUCUACCGAUGCCCGAGCAUACGGAUCAAAUGCCACAGCAAACACAUCGUCCAGGCCUUCCGGCAGCAGCCACCCGCCGCGAUCUUCAACAGCGACUCCGGGAAACUCUUCGUCUUCAACCCCUCGACUCUCGCAUGAGGACAUUCAGCGAUAUUUGAGAGAACAACACGAUCAAUUCGAAGACACGUUGGCAAACUUUGUCGAAUCCCUUAGCGACACAAUUGGCCCUCUUGUUGUCUCUGCUGUUCAAAAUGAACUUCGUUCGCAUCUGGCAUCCGGCGCCAUCAGCUCGCUUUCUGCGUCGUCAACACCAUCUGCUCAACCCGCCUUACCCGGCAGUGCCGCCGAUACAUUCCUCACGAAAGGCCCAAAGACUCUGAAGCAGAUGAUAAAGAAUUUUCUCUCUGGCUAUGUGCCAGGCUAUGCCUCCCUGACAGGGGCACAGAUCACCGGAUAUGGCGCGGGAAACACGGAUGCCAAGCAGUUGCUAAGCGAUCUCACAGACCCGAUGCAAGAACAUCCGCAGUGCGCCAAGCUCGAGGAAACAUUGGUAGACUUUCUUGAGGAUGAGCCACAGCUUCGAUCGUACCCACUGGACACUGUCUAUUCGGAAAUGUUCUCAGUCGUUCGCAAUCGAAUCAUAAAUUUGAAGAGCGGUCGAGUCAAAGAAGAAGCGAAAGUGUCUACCCAUGGUGAAGCCAUCAAACGAGGCAAGCGAAGCAUCCCAACUGACUGGGAUGAUCUUCAGAGGGGUAGCAAACACACACCUCCCCUCAAACCGGUCUCCGCUGAUUCGCCGUUUGACGUUGAUGAUUCCGACGAUGUGCAGGAUGAAGAGGACGGCCCAAGGAGACAAACCCAUACGCCCGGCAAACCAAUCGGACGAACCCCCAAUUCGCACGCUGGUGAACUGACACCGCAACUGAUGGCCUGUCACAUCAGCAUGCAACCGAUCCAUAUCGAACCUCGCUCCCCGUCGCCUUUACCCCGUCUCCCGACAUACCAGUUGAGACAGACCUCCCGGAGCAGGACAAUGUGGCCAGUGUUGGUGAUGAUGACACGGUUCUCAACGCUUUGGCAACGGUGAAUGGUACACUCCCGGCGGAUGACGACACCAGUCCCACCUCCGAGAUGAUCCGUGCGCUCUACACCACAAUCGCAGCAGAGAAAGAGCAGAGUCGCAAUAUCAAAAGUGUCCUGCACAAGAAGGCAAAUCGCCCAACAUCUGGGGGCCUGAUUACAACGUUAGCUGACAUGAUCUUGGACCCUUCCACCAUCACCGGGAUGGAUCGUGUAUACAAGACUGGCCUGGGCAUUUACGAAGAGCCCAAUGCUGUUGUCGU
This is a messenger RNA of Fimicolochytrium jonesii, 1929 nucleotides long. RefSeq lists its product as uncharacterized. The transcript has 3 exons. The record is from RefSeq and is a predicted model, not a curated record. Lineage: Eukaryota; Fungi; Chytridiomycota; Chytridiomycetes; Spizellomycetales; Powellomycetaceae. Bases 126 to 1673 code for a protein of 515 amino acids.